Messenger RNA from Cyprinodon variegatus (sheepshead minnow), 1926 nucleotides. RefSeq names its product phospholipid phosphatase 2 (gene plpp2). The record is from RefSeq and is a predicted model, not a curated record. The transcript is spliced from 7 exons. Gene Ontology annotation, biological process: signal transduction; phospholipid metabolic process; phospholipid dephosphorylation. Gene Ontology annotation, molecular function: phosphatidate phosphatase activity. The coding region runs from base 259 to 1140 and encodes 293 amino acids. Lineage: Eukaryota; Metazoa; Chordata; Actinopteri; Cyprinodontiformes; Cyprinodontidae.
GUCAGUCAGUCAGUCAGGGGAACGGACAGGAGAGCAGGUAUAGAGCAGCGAAGCCGGAAGAACCAGCUGGACGCUUUAAUCCAACCCUCUUUAUAGAAAAGAAACAUCAUUCUCAUUUUUACGCACAGCCCCUUAAACCAGGUGUUCCUCCCUCCCAGUCCGCCUGCGUUUUUACCGCCGGGCUCCAGUUCAGAAAGCGGGGCAGCGCUGGAGAAAACAUGACUGAGCACAAGAAAAAGCUGAUCUUCAUCGUGGUGGAUGUUCUUUGCGUGUUUGCUGGGGUUUGAGUCAGUCCACGUCUUCCACUGUGACUGCCUCAACUACAGAUAUGAGGCUGCGCUGCACAGCAAGAGGCUCCACAGAGCUAUCAGAGCGGCUCUGCCUUCAGCCAUCCUGACACUGAAGUUCACACCAUUUAAAAGGGGAAUCUACUGCAAUGACGAGAGCAUCAAUUAUCCCUACAAAAAAGAUACCAUCUCUCAUGGAACCAUGGCUGCUGUUACUAUCGGCUGCUCCAUGGUCAUUAUCACUACAGGAGAGGCCUACCUGGUGCAUACAAAGCGUCUGCGCUCAAACUCUACAUUCAACCAGUACCUGUCUGCUCUCUACAAGGUGGUUGGCACCUUUCUGUUUGGGGCAGCGGUCAGCACGUCUCUGACUGAUUUAGCAAAGUUCAUCAUCGGCCGACCCCGUCCGAACUUCUUAGCUGUGUGCGCCCCGCAGAACUGCAGUGGAUACGUGCUGCAUAUCAACUGCACAGGCAAUGCACGUAACGUAACGCAGUCUAGGCUGUCGUUUUACUCCGGCCAUUCGUCCUUUGGGAUGUACUGCAUGCUCUUCCUGUCGCUCUAUGUCCAUGCCCGAAUGCAGGGGAAGUGGACGAGGCUGGUUCGGCCCACAAUCCAGUUCUUUCUGGUGGCGUUUGCUCUUUACGUCGGAUACACACGGGUUUCAGACUACAAACACCACUGGAGCGACGUGGUGGUGGGACUGCUGCAAGGAGCGCUCAUCGCUGUGCUCACUGUUCGAUACGUGUCUGAUUUCUUCAAGCCACGGCCUCAGCCCAGCACACAAGCUGAUCCUGCAGAGGUGGACCAACUUGAAUGCGGAAACCAUUACAGCAGUCCUGGACAGGCAUAAGCUAUUGAGGAGGGCGCCGAUCCGAACAAAACAUGUGACAGCAGCUCCGUUAUCCACAGAACUAUGCUUUCAACACACAAAUAGUUAUUCUACAACUAUGAAAAAUAGAGUCCCAAAAACUCAUUGGAGCAUAAACUUUAUGACUGGUAUUAAGGUGGGGGCAGUUGCUGCCAGAAAAGUGCCAUAUUGACUUUUGUGCGUGUGUGUGUGGAUUUGUGCAACAGUUUACAGCUAUUAUGUUUUAUAUGUUCCAUUAAUGACUCUGCUUUCAUACUCGUGACAAAUUAAGUGACCAUUUUUAAACAAAUUGAAAGAGGAGGUUCAAGUAACGAGCCUCUGAGUGCUAAAUGCUAUCUAUGUUGCUCCAGUCGAAGAUGACUGUUGCAGCUUUUAUAUACACUCGAUCUGAAUGUAUCUGCACAUCAUUUUCCUUUUUCUAUGCAUGUGUUUUUAUCCUAUUGGAAUGCAUGUGACACAAAAAUGUUUUAAUUCCCUGUUUCUCAAAGGCCGCCUUAUAUAGUGUUGUUAUCCUGAUUAAAACAAUUAUAUGUGAUAAAUAUUGUAUCAUUUCAAGAUUAACAGGUUUUCUAUGUAGCAGUGUCAGUUCUACCAUUAAUGGCUAUCUAAUUUCUCCAAAUAUAAUCUGUAUUUUAAAGAAUCUGAUAAAGGUCAGAAUAAUUCCCUCCUGAUUUGAUUUUUUGUAUAUAUUGUUUUGAAGCUUGUCUCAAGGUAAAGUGAUUAUAUUGCCAAAAAAAGCAAGAAAAAAAAAUACAAUAAAGAUUUCAU